AUGGCAGCGGCUGCUGUGGCCAGGUCUGGACUGGGCACUGAGGACACAGGAAUUAAUCAGACUUUGUGUUUGAGAAGGUUGCGCUUGAUGAGAAAAAAAGACAAGGACACGUCGCUGAUGGCCAUGAGAGGCUCAAAGCUGGGGAUGUGCGGAGAAGUCGAGGCCACUUCUCCAGGAGACUGGUGUGCAGGCCGGAGUGGGGAGGCGUGCAGAUCAGGGAAUGUGGUUUCUAGGAAAAGCGGGUACCUGAGUUGGUCGGAGGGGAAGAAGGGUCAUAUUUUUAGGGAAAGGAGGGUGGGUCUGGGCUCCAGGGGAGAAAGACAGACUUGUGCUUUGGGAACAAAAGACCUUUGGGAGUAUGGGCCCAGCCCAGGCCCUCAGCAGCAGCAAGGCCUUGGUGUUCGCACAGAUGAAGUGGUGAUGGUGGCAGUGGCCUCCCCUGGGCAGGGUUUGGUAGGUGACUGCCCAGCCCUGUGUCCCUUUAGGGCCCUCUUCAGACUGUCUCAUAUGGCAGAGCUUUGA
Messenger RNA from Rangifer tarandus platyrhynchus (Svalbard reindeer), 522 nucleotides. The record is from the annotation of a GenBank genome assembly. Lineage: Eukaryota; Metazoa; Chordata; Mammalia; Artiodactyla; Cervidae.